Uranotaenia lowii is the source of this 541-nucleotide messenger RNA. RefSeq lists its product as uncharacterized. The transcript has 2 exons. Bases 131 to 541 code for a protein of 136 amino acids. The record is from RefSeq and is a predicted model, not a curated record. Lineage: Eukaryota; Metazoa; Arthropoda; Insecta; Diptera; Culicidae.
AUCAAAUUCUAAUCAUCAUCUCAAGUUUUCUCAAUGACUGGCACAGGAAGGUAGCUUAUAAAUAUAGCCAUCCGGGGCUAGUUCAGGGUUAGUUAGCUGCCGGAAUUUUGCCAGAAUCGGUGGAUACAAAAUGUUCAAGGAACUAGUUAUUUUAAGUGCCCUAGUUGCACUCGCGCUCGGUAUUCCUGUGGAUCAACAAACGAGUCAAGUGGUAGCAGUUGAGGAACUUAACGAUACACCCGUGGUUGUUUUGAGUGAAAGCGAUGGAGCCCAAGAAUCAUUAGAAACAGCGGAAACGGCUCAUCGGGGAGGUUUUCGCCGCAGGGGAUUCCAUCAUCACCAUCAUCAUCGAGGCUAUGGAUAUGGCGGAGGAUACGGGGGAGGAUAUGGUGGAGGAUUUGGAGGAGGAUAUGGAGGGGGAUAUGGGGGUGGAUACGGACGGGGGUAUGGCGGAGGAUAUGGGGGAGGAUUUGGAGGAGGCUUCGGUGUUGGGGUUGGCAUUGGAGUAGGUGUUGGAGUGGGAGGUGGAUUUAUUGGAUGA